AUGUCGUCGAUCAAAAAGUACCUUAAAUCUGCUAAAGCAUCUAUAGAAGCAAAUGAUCCUGAAUCAACACUAGAUUUUGCCAACGACGCUUUAGAAGAAGAUCCAAAUUGUUAUUUUGCAUAUGUAUUUAAAGGAAAAGCAUAUCAAUUGCUUAGAGACAUUCCAAAGGCAAUCAAGGCAUUUCAAAAGGCAACAGAGAUUGAACCAAAUAAUUUAUUGGCCUGGAAAGGAUAUUUUCAAGUCCUUAAAGUGUCUGAUGACUACAAAUUGUUCUUCCAAGUUUUGACCAAUUUAGUGAGACUUUUAACAGAUCAAGGGAUCUCAAUAGCGGAAACAUUGAAAGAUAUGAGAAACUAUUUGGAUCGCCAAAAGUACAAGAGUAAUGACAAUUUAUAUGAAUUUUAUUUGAGGUCAAUACUACCAGGAUCUGAAUUGGGUGACUUGAUUGGAACAGCCAUCGAACCUACUGAUGUUACAGUGAAAAAAUUGUUAGAUUUUAAGACUAGUCAAACUGAAAAAACUGUUGUCAAUAGAGUUUCCAAAGAAAGAGUUAAAUUUGGUAGGGUUAUAACUACUGAUCAAAAGGCAAAACUUGAUAACAUUGCUUGGUCUUAUUAUGAGGACGGUGAUAUUCUCGAGUUGUACGAAAUGUUUCUCAAUGUGUGUGACGAUGAAGAGUUGAGACACAAGUACGAAGAGAAAUUGUUAAAGUUCAAGUACGAACUCUUGAAGGUAUGUCCUGAUAAACAAGCAAUGCAUCAAGAUAUCAAAAACCAAAUGGAAGAUAUGAUUCUUAUCAAUACUAAAAGCUUGUUUUGUUGGAAUUUGUAUUUCGAUUGGUGUGAUGCAAAGACAAUCAAUGAUCUUGAUGAAAAUAAGGUGAUAUCUUACUUGCAAAUCUUUCAAAAUGAGGGUUUGGGGUUGAUUUUGUUUGCCUAUGUCAUGAGUGAUAUUUCUCCAUUUAGUAAAGAGAAAAUCGUGAAAAGUUUAUCGGCAUACGACAUCAACAAACGGAAGCCUGAUUCAUCGCAGUUGAAUCCUGAAGAUGACAAGGAUGCAGAACUUUUAGAAGAGCUUGCGGAUGAUGCCACUUUGGAAGACGAAACUUCUUCAUCUCAAUAUUAUUUACCCCAAGAUGAAGUUUUGGGUUUGAUUUUAGAAGGUUAUAGUAAAACGAAAAAUUCAGUGUUGGCCAGCAGAAUAAUUGUUAAUUACUAUAUUCAUUUGCGAGAAUAUAACUUGGCUUCGGAAAAAUGUCGUGAUGGUAUUAAAACUUUAGCUGAUAUUCAGCGGACUUUUGGGAUAGAUUUGACAAAUACCAAGGAGGACUUUUUGUGUUCACUUGCAAUUGUGUACACUUAUUAUGAAGCUCCCAAAAACUAUAACCGAGCAAUUCAGCUUUAUGAGAAAAUUUUAGAGUCAAAUCCAGAUAAUGUUAAAGCACAAGUGGGUAAAGGAUUGAUAUAUGUCGAGAGAGGGGAAUUAGAGGAAGCUAGAACUAUUUUAGGAGCUGUUGUUAAGAAAUAUCCUACGAAUAUUGAGGCUGAAUCAGAGUAUUAUUGGUGUUUAGUCAAGUUGGGAGAAUACUCACAAGGGCGAAAGGGUUUGGAAGGCUUUUUGAGUAAGAUCACUGGUGGUGAUUUACACAGUCGUGAAACUAGAGCUGUUGCUCGUUGGAGAAUUGCAAAAAGUUAUUUUUUGGAAAAUGCCGACAACAAUGACAAUGUUAAAGAGUGCUACAAUAACUUGAUCAAAUCACUUAAGGAUUCUGAUUUGUAUGCACCUUCAUACACUUUGCUUGGUAUUUUGUUUCAAGACUAUUAUGGCGACACUGAAAGAGCACAAAAGUGUUUUUACAAAGCGUUUGAUCUAGACACAAACGAGAUUGUGGCAGCAAGGUAUUUGGUCCAACAAGCGACUCUGAAGAAUGAAUGGGAAGUUGCGCAAGUAUUAGCCAAAAGAGUCGUGAGCAACGAAAGUUCAAGAAGAUUGAUAAUGCGUGGUGAUGUGGAUACAGAUAAAGCAUGGCCUUAUCGUGUGCUAGGUAGUGGUGCCUUAAAUUCUCAAGAUGAUGCAAAGGCUGUCGAAUGGUUUCAAAACGCACUCCGUUUAGAUGCUAACGAUUUUGACUGUUGGGUAGGCUUAGGUGAAGCAUACUACCAUUGUGGACGGUUCGAUGCUGCAGCUAAAGUUUUCCGUCAUGCAUUGACAUUGAAAAAUAAUGACUGGGUAGUCAAGUACAUGUUGGGAGUGGUCAUGUGUGAAAUGAAAGAAUACAAUGAAGGGUUGACCAAUUUAUAUGAAGCCUUAGAAAUGAGACCUAGUGAAGAAUGUAUUCUCAGUGCAAUUUAUGAAGCAAACAUACAAAACUGUCAACGUUUUAUUCAAUCAGGGUUUUUCGGAAGAGCAAUCAACGCGAAUUUGAAAGCAUUAUCUUUUAUAAAACAGUCUCUCUCCCAAAAUUCAACUUCGCAAAAGGCGUGGAAGUCAUUAGGUGAGGUGUUAAAGGUGUUCACUAGAAUUCAACAAAAUAUUAAUCAAGUUCCUUUCAAUGAUGUGUUUGAUAUUUUUGAAAGUUUAGGAUAUAAUGAAACUGUAUCUCUGGUUGCUGAUAUCGAUCUUGAUGAAUCAAUUAAUUUGAAAAAUGCUCAAGAAUUGUAUGCUCAAGGUGAGAAGGCUCAGUCCUUGUUUGUAUUGAUAAUUGUUGCUGCUGUCGCAGGUGUAAAAUCUUUAUCGUUGAAAGCUAACAAGUUGUUACGUGCGACAGCGUACUACAAUUUGGGUUUGGCCUUGUUAGAGGCUUACCAAAAUGACGACCAAAUGCUGGUUUACAGGGACACAUCUAUUUUGUUUUUCAAAAAAUCUAUUCAACUUGAACAAAGCAAUGCUAACUAUUGGAUUGCAUUAGGUAAUGCUUAUUUUACGUCUAAUCCACAAAUAUCACAACACUGUUAUAUCAAAGCUACUACUUUGGAGGUGAAAGAUGCUGAAAUAUGGGUAAAUUUGGCAUCAUUAUUUUUAAGAUAUGGAGACACCGAAUUAUCGAAGGAUACGUUUUUAAGAGCUCAAUCGGUGGCCCCUCAAGAUGCUCAAUCAUGGUUAGGACAUGCAGUUGCUGCGGAUAUAUUGGGUGAAGAAAACAAGGCAUCGGGUUAUUAUGUUCAUGCAUUUACAUUAUCUAAAGGUCGUUUAGCGUUAGCACAAUUUCUUUAUGGAUUAUCGGUGGUAAAUAAAAGCCAAGGUCGGGAUCCUAGAGAUAUUGAAACUGCUCAAGAAUUUAGCAUUAGUAAUCAAGCAAUGCAACAAUAUCUCAAAUAUUAUCCUGAUGAUGAGGCUGGAUUAAGUAUUGCGUUAUCGAUUGCUGAAAGGUGUAAAGAUUUCGAGCUGGCAAUCGCUUUAGGAACUAAAUUAAGUGAACUUUAUGAGAGGCAAUAUGAGGCAAAUGAAAGUGAGGUUGUUUUACAAAAAUUUGCAACUGUGAAAUCUCAAUUAGCUAGAAUUCACUUGGGUUUGGGUGAUUAUGAACAAGCUUUAGACAAUGCACAAAUGGCUUUACAAUUGAAUGAAACUUCAGAGAUCUUGUUAUCUUCGAAAAUUACUAUGGGGCUCAGCUAUUUCUUCCUAAAUGAUUUCCUGAGCGCUCUAGAAGAAUUGAAAGUUGUUCUUGGAGAAUACAGUGAUUCUUCGAGAAUUGUUAGUUUGAUUGCUCAAGUCUUGCAUGCGCAUGGAACUGAGGAGACUAAACAGGCCGCUGUUGAUCAAUUGUUUGCCUUCAUUGAAGAAUAUGGAUCUUCAUUAUUAGUUGUCCUCACUUUGGGUGCAAUUUCUCUUGUGGAUCAAUUGGAUGAUUAUUUGCCGGCGAUUAAGGAAGAGUUGUCAACUCUUGGAUUAAAUGAAAUUGUUUGUGACACCCACAGAGAAGUUCCUCGAUUAUUGAAUGAAAUAAAUACUAGACUUGAUGAUGGUAAUAAUGAAAAUGCUUGGCUUAGAUAUGCAUUUUUGUUCCCAUUUGAUUAUAACAUCUGGAAGAACAUUAAUAGUACAAUGGCUAAACAAGUGAUUUCUUUGCAUGAUGUCAAGGUUAAUGGGGUACAGUAUUCCGAUGCAUUAUUAAAGACUGGUCAAUUGAGAGAUAUUCAACGUAGCUUACUAUUCAAUCCUGGUAACAAUGAAGCUAUAAAGGCGUUGCAUGGGUGUUUAUGA
Molecule: messenger RNA, 4203 nt
Organism: Candida albicans SC5314
Lineage: Eukaryota; Fungi; Ascomycota; Pichiomycetes; Serinales; Debaryomycetaceae
Gene: SKI3
Product: SKI complex subunit tetratricopeptide repeat protein
Exons: 1
Coding region: 1-4203 (1400 amino acids)
Cellular component (GO): Ski complex
Molecular function (GO): identical protein binding
Source: RefSeq, a predicted model, not a curated record